Messenger RNA from Penicillium alfredii, 267 nucleotides. RefSeq lists its product as uncharacterized. The transcript has a single exon. The record is from RefSeq and is a predicted model, not a curated record. The coding region runs from base 1 to 267 and encodes 88 amino acids. Lineage: Eukaryota; Fungi; Ascomycota; Eurotiomycetes; Eurotiales; Aspergillaceae.
AUGGUGGAGCUCCAUGCCCGUACUAUUACAUUUUGGUCCAAUCUGUUCCGUGCGGAACAGAUUGGUCUGAAAUGGUAUAGCGUGUGGGGUAGUUCAGAUCCCGGUCAAGCCAGUGGACGACGCCGCGAUGGGGACGGAAACCGGGGGUUCGGAGGAUUCGAAGGCGGGACCAAAGGAGGGUUCAAAGGAGGAUUCGGAGAACACAGGAGGCAAUUCGAACGGCGUUUCGAAGAAGGGCCGGCCGGCGGCUCAGCAGCGGAUUCAUAA